UGGUGGGACAACCCAGGCGUCCUUGGAUUCAGCGAGGACCCUGCCAGCACGUCUGGGGGCGGGGCCUGAGCCAGUCUCUCCAACAGCCGGUUGUUGAGGCUCCUCGGCUGCUUGUCCUCCGCUCCAGCUCUCUGCUACCGGCCUGUGUCCAGCAUGCCUGGUCCGACCCCCAGUGGCACUAACGUGGGCUCCUCUGGCCGUUCUCCCAGCAAAGCAGUGGCCGCCCGGGCGGCGGGCUCUACGGUCCGGCAGAGGAAGAAUGCCAGCUGUGGAACAAGGAGCGCAGGCCGCACGACCUCAGCAGGCACUGGGGGAAUGUGGCGAUUCUACACAGAGGAUUCACCUGGGCUCAAAGUUGGCCCUGUUCCAGUAUUGGUUAUGAGUCUUCUGUUCAUCGCUUCUGUAUUUAUGUUGCACAUUUGGGGCAAGUACACUCGUUCAUAGAUUCAGCUACAUCCAUCUGUCUGUCAUCUGAAGAAGAAGGAAAAAACCCAACAUAUCUUGGACCAAAAGCAUAGUGAUUUUCUGUUCACGAGAAAGAAAUUUUCUGUAAGCUUACUGUUUUACAGGGAACUUAACAAGAAUUGAUUUUAAGGAAUCAGUUUUUUUUCUAUGGCUAAUAAACUUUUUAAUUCAUUUAUACCAAGUCUAAUUGCUGAUGCCUGACUGCUAGGGCCCUUAGUCUCCCUGCCUUUAGAUUUUCAAGUAAAUAUGUGGAAAACGUG
Equus quagga is the source of this 725-nucleotide messenger RNA. RefSeq names its product SEC61 translocon subunit beta (gene SEC61B). NCBI's taxonomy places the organism in Eukaryota, Metazoa, Chordata, Mammalia, Perissodactyla, Equidae. The transcript is spliced from 4 exons. Gene Ontology annotation, biological process: intracellular protein transport. The coding region runs from base 154 to 444 and encodes 96 amino acids. The record is from RefSeq and is a predicted model, not a curated record. Gene Ontology annotation, cellular component: Sec61 translocon complex.